Molecule: messenger RNA, 1107 nt
Organism: Suncus etruscus (white-toothed pygmy shrew)
Lineage: Eukaryota; Metazoa; Chordata; Mammalia; Eulipotyphla; Soricidae
Gene: NUDT4
Product: nudix hydrolase 4
Exons: 5
Coding region: 72-617 (181 amino acids)
Biological process (GO): diadenosine hexaphosphate catabolic process; diadenosine pentaphosphate catabolic process; diphosphoinositol polyphosphate metabolic process
Cellular component (GO): nucleus; cytoplasm
Molecular function (GO): endopolyphosphatase activity; bis(5'-adenosyl)-pentaphosphatase activity; bis(5'-adenosyl)-hexaphosphatase activity
Source: RefSeq, a predicted model, not a curated record
CGGCGGCGGCGGCCGGGCAGCUGCAGCCGCGGCAGGAGCCGGGUCGGGAGCCCGAGCCCGAGCCCGCCUCUAUGAUGAAGUUCAAGCCCAACCAGACGCGGACGUACGACCGCGAGGGCUUCAAGAAGCGGGCGGCGUGUCUGUGCUUCCGGAGCGAGCAGGAGGACGAGGUACUGCUGGUGAGCAGCAGUCGGUACCCAGACCAAUGGAUUGUCCCAGGAGGAGGCAUGGAGCCUGAAGAGGAGCCUGGUGGUGCUGCUGUGAGAGAGGUGUAUGAAGAGGCCGGCGUGAAAGGAAAGCUGGGCCGACUCCUGGGCAUAUUUGAGCAGAACCAAGACCGAAAGCACAGAACAUAUGUUUAUGUUCUUACCGUCACUGAAAUUUUAGAAGAUUGGGAAGAUUCUGUUAAUAUAGGAAGAAAAAGAGAAUGGUUCAAAGUCGAAGAUGCCAUCAAAGUUCUCCAGUGUCAUAAGCCUGUACACGCUGAAUAUCUGGAAAAGCUAAAGCUGAGUUGUUCUCCAACCAAUGGGAAUGCCAGUGUACCGUCCCUGGCCGAGAGCAACACGCUGUUUGUCGCUGCUGCACAGACCCCCGGGUUGCCCUCCAGUAUCAGAUAAGGCAGAUGGGGGCCCUCUCCCGCCUGGGCCACCUCACUGGGAAAAGGCUUCUUUAUUUUCCCUAGCAAACAUCUGAAUGACGCUUGCAAACUGUCUGAAUUUGUCAUGCAGGGUUUUCAAACAACUUGCAUGUUCUUCAGAUACUUUCAGAUAUUUUUUUUUUAAAUAGUGUAAAAUAUUUUAAAUAAGCCAAAGCCAUGUGGACUUUUUAGAUAACUUACCUGUGUGCCCCAUCCCACCCCCUCAGGUUAUUGUAGCUGUCUUUCACAUAUACACAGCAUUUUUUUUGUUUGGGGUUUUUUGUUUUGUUUUUUUGUCCAUUUGACAUCAGUCUGGUUUUUUUUGUUGUUGUUGUUAGAUCAACUUAUCUGGGCUUCUUUUCCCCCUUGAAUUGUUUUCUUAUUCACAGCAUUAAAUAUACUUGAUAAAUUCUGUUGUGGGAAUUAAUGAAAAUCCUUAUAUUAAAGAAACCCAUCAAUCCAUCUAAAAA